Molecule: messenger RNA, 6012 nt
Organism: Fukomys damarensis (Damara mole-rat)
Lineage: Eukaryota; Metazoa; Chordata; Mammalia; Rodentia; Bathyergidae
Gene: Znf84
Product: zinc finger protein 84
Exons: 13
Coding region: 1703-3961 (752 amino acids)
Biological process (GO): regulation of DNA-templated transcription
Source: RefSeq, a predicted model, not a curated record
AACAAGUGCCCAGAUUUGAUGUGCAGCUGAAAGACCUGGAAAAACGGCAAAAUCUGCUCCCAUCCUGUCAGUUUGAUUUCAUUGUUGACAACUUCAGCUGGCAUCGUGGACCACAAAGAAUCAAGAAGAAAUACACAGGAGGAAAAAUCAUAUGAUUCUUUGUCUAUGGAUGUGAAGUAUGUAUACAAAUAAAAUGCCUCAAUGGAUUAAAAAAUGGAAUUCAGAGGCAGAGUAUGGCAUACCUGUAAUCCCAGCAUGUGAGAGACUGAGGCAUGAGAAUCUCAAAUUGUGUGCCAGCCAGUAUUAGAUGUGUGAGAUACAGAAGCCAGAAAAAGAGGAAAAUGAAGAACCAAACCACGAUGAUCCAGGGAUUUCCCUUUUCCCCUCCUUCUCUUCCCUCUCUUUCUCUCUCCUCCCUCCCUCUCUCCUCACUCUUCUCUGCCCUCUCCCCUUUCUCCUUUACUACUCCAUGUACGUCUCUCCCAAGGCUGCAUGCUUCAAGAGGACGACCACCCCCAAAAGAGGACAGUCUCCUCGGUCAAGCGUAUGAGUAGCUGCGCUCCCUUGCUAGCACCUACAAGCUCUCAAGAAUACUAAGUUUGUGGUCGGAGAGCUCAAGGCGAAGAAAAAUCUUAUGUCCAAGAGAUUUAUUAGAGAAUAACUUUUGCCUAAUGGUGAAGGUUGUACAUGAAUAAAAAUCUGAGCUAGUCCAGCAGUUGGGAGGCAGAGGCAGGAGGAUCACCUUGAGUUCAGGGCCAACCUGGGAUACAUAGUGAGUUCAAAGCGAGCUUGGUCUUAAAAAAUAAAAAAAGCCCUUUUCUCCCCCGGUACUGGGAUGGAGAUCUGGGAAGCUCUAUCGCUGUGCUAUACGCUCUGGACACCUCCCCCCUCCCCAUUUUGUAAUUUUGAGACAGGUUUUUCUAAAUUGCCCAGGAUGGCCUCGAACUUGCCUCAGCCUCCCAGAGCGCUGAGAUUACAAGAGUGUGCCCACAGUGCCCAGGAGCCAGUUUAAAAAAAUAGUUAUACAAUUUGCACGAAAGAGGGCAAACACUACAAAAUAAAAUAUCAAUGGAUUUUCCUUCAAUUUCCUAUGUCUGUGGCCCAUCUCCCUCUCCUCUUUCAUAGGGGUGGUUACUUAGCUAUAAAUUUCCCCCACAGCAGUUGAGUUUUAUAUCCGUUUUGCUUUUUCCUGCUUAUAAGCCGAUCACUGCUGUGCACAAAAGCCUUAGCCUUAAGCCGUCCUCGGCGGAUUUAUACCCAGCGGGACUGCGUCGGCUGCCGCCCCCCCACCCCACGCACCGGCUCGGGACGUCAGCGUGUGGCGUCAUCGGGAUGCGAGGCCUCUGAGAAAGCCGGGAGUGGUAGUUCCUCGGCACCUCCCUCCCUUUGCUCGGGCGCUGGCGCUGGCGCUCGCGCACGCGGCAUCUCGCUCUUUGUCUUCCACCGGACGGGACCUAAAGAUGAGUUGAACUUUGGGAUGAUAGUGGAAGUUGUCCCUUCUGCUGAAGCUAAGUUGGAGAACUACUGAGAGAGCUGCAGUGUUGUACAGAAAACUGCCAAGAUCUGGGUUCUGUCAUUUAAGCCUGCUUAGAUGAGAACAGUGUUCCUGGGACCAAAAAUUCAUCCACAUUAGAGAAGACCUACCAGACAUAGAAUACAACACGUCUCACACUUGCUAAUCAUCGUGUGCAGGGAACAGAGAAUGACCAUGUUACAGAUUUUCACUCAAGGAACCAGUAUUUUCCAGGAGUUGUUCUCAUUUGAAGAUUUAUCUGUGGACUUCACCCAGAAGGAAUGGCAACUCCUGGGGCCACACCAGAAGAACUUGUACAGGGAUGUCAUGUUGGAAAACUACAGCAGCCUUGUGUCGCUGGGUAAGAAAGGGUACACAGUUAUGAAACCUGAUGUCAUUUUCAAGUUGGAACAAGGUGAAGAACCGUGGGUAGGAGAUGGAAAAGUGCAGCAUUCAGACUGUCCAGAAGUCUGGCAAGUAGAUGAUCACAUGACAUGGCGACAGGAGAAUCAAGACCAGCCUAGAAGUUUGAAAAGAGGUCAUGAGUGGGAUGUGUUUGGAAAAAACUUCACUCUCAGCAUGGAUUUUGUUCCAUUAAGUAAAUCAAAUAGUGAAGGUGAUUUAGAUGGAUUGAUUUUAGAACAUCAUUUAGAUUUACUUAUCCCAGAAGCAGACUGUGGAAGAAGAGAAUCAGAUGACUUUAAUGUAUUUGAUAAAUUGUUUCUCAAUACCAAGCCUCAGGAAGCUGAUACUUGGUUAAAAUACUAUGAAUGUGAUAAAUGUAAUAAUAUUAACUAUAAAAAGUCCCAGAUUGUCAUUUAUCACAGAACUCGUCUAGGGGAAAAACUUUAUGAAUGCAGUGAAUGUAGGAAGCGCUUCAGCAAGAAGUCAAGCCUCAUUAAACAUCAGAGCAGACACAUAAGAGAGAUAGCUUAUGGCUGUUGUAAAUGUGAGAAAACCUUUCCCCAGAAGUCACAGUUCAUCACGCACCACAGAACUCAUACUGGAGAGAAACCUUACGACUGUGGCCAGUGUGGGAAAGCUUUCUCACAAAAGUCACAGCUCACAUCCCAUCAGAGGACACACACGGGAGAGAAGCCUUAUGAGUGUGGUAAGUGUGGCAAAGCCUUUUCCCGGAAGUCUCAUCUCAUAUCACAUUGGAGGACACACACUGGAGAGAAGCCUUAUGGAUGCAGUGAGUGUGGGAGGGCCUUCAGUGAAAAGUCAAAUCUCAUUAAUCAUCAGAGAAUUCAUACAGGAGAGAAACCGUUUGGAUGCAGGGAAUGUGGGAGAGCCUUUAGCAGAAAGUCACAACUUGUGACACAUCACAGGACUCACACAGGAACAAAACCCUAUGGAUGUAGUGAUUGCAGAAAAGCCUUCUUUGAGAAGUCAGAACUCAUUAGACACCAGACAGUUCACACUGGAGAGAAACCAUAUGAAUGCAGGGAAUGUAGGAAAGCUUUCAGAGAGAGGUCAAGCCUCAUCAAUCAUCAGAGAACCCAUACGGGAGAGAAGCCCCAUGGAUGCCUGCAGUGUGGGAAGGCCUUCUCCCAGAAGUCACACCUUAUAUCCCAUCAGAUGACACACACAGGAGAGAAGCCCUUCGUGUGCAGUAGAUGUGGAAAGGCCUUCAGCAGAAAAUCCCAGCUUGUUAGACAUCAGAGAACUCACACAGGAGAAAAACCGUAUGAAUGUAGUGAAUGCGGGAAAGCAUUCAGUGAAAAGUUAAGUCUCACUAAUCAUCAGAGAAUUCAUACAGGAGAAAAACCCUAUGUGUGCAGUGAAUGUGGGAAAGCCUUUUGCCAGAAGUCACAUCUCAUAUCACAUCAGAGGACACACACAGGAGAGAAACCCUAUGAAUGCACUGAAUGUGGGAAAGCCUUUGGUGAGAAAUCAAGUCUUGCAACUCAUCAGAGGACUCAUACAGGAGAAAAACCCUAUGAAUGCAGAGACUGUGACAAAGCUUUCUCCCAGAAGUCACAGCUAAACACUCACCAGAGAAUUCACACAGGAGAGAAACCUUAUGAGUGCAGUCUUUGUAGGAAAGCCUUCUUUGAGAAGUCAGAGCUAAUUAGACAUCAGAGAACUCAUACAGGAGAAAAACCUUAUGAAUGCAGUGAGUGCAGAAAAGCCUUCAGGGAGAAGUCAAGUCUCAUUAAUCAUCGGAGAAUACACACAGGAGAGAAACCUUUCAUAUGCAGGGAGUGUGGCAAAGCCUUCUCUCGGAAGUCACACCUCAUUCCCCAUCAGAGGACACACACAGGUGAGAGGCCUUAUGGCUGCAGCGAGUGUAGGAAAGCCUUCUCUCAGAAGUCACAGCUUGUGAACCAUCAGAGGAUUCACACAGGAGAGAAGCCUUAUCAGUGCAGUGAGUGUGAGAGAGCCUUCUCCCAGAAGUCUCAGCUUAUUAACCACCAGAGAACUCACACAGGACCAAAGUCCUAGGAGUACAUAAGUGAGCCUAAUAGAUGUACACCUCAUUUGCACAGAAAAUGCAGUUAUGGUGAAUCUUGUGUCAACAGUUGCAUUCCAUUGUGUGUCAGACUGUCCUGUAAGACUGUGUAAAUGAGUUUAUGGCAGGAACAUUUCAGCAGGCAAGCAUACUCAUAUAUCAGCACUCAUGGAGGGCAGCGAACCUGUGAGUGCAGUGAGUCUCUGGAAUCUUCCUAAGCACUUGAGUCUUGUUCCCUGGGCAGACCAAGGAGGGAUCCUGUGAAUGCCAGAAGGCCUUCUGGAGAAGGCGUCUAUGGCAGCUGGAACUCUAUAUAAUUUUAGAAGCUGGAGCUACAUUUAAAUGUGGAUGCUGCCAAUGGCUUUAUUUCCAGCUCAAUGGAGAGAAACAUGAUCUGCAGUGAUAAGAGUGAGUCAUGGAAGCAUGAUCUAGAGAGGGCUAAUUCUGUGCUGGUGACUGGUUCUUGUCUUCCUAUCCAAAUCUCUGCCCUUUCCAUUCCUUUACUAUUGAGUUCUUCUGUGAGAUAUUCCAAGUAUCUGGUAAUAAAUUCUCAUGUUUGUUUCAGCUCUCUUAAGUUGUAUUUGUUGCUUACAAUCAGAGUAUUCCUACUAACAAGAAUCAAGCUGUGAAGUUGGGUUUCUGGAUUCAUUGGGUGCAAGGUAUGUACUGAAACCAGUAGCUACAAAUGAAUAGGGAAGAGCAGAGAAAAUGAGACUGCACUCUGGGUUGUCCCAAGCCAGAGGGAUUUGUGGAGCAAAUUGCUCAUCAGAAUAUCUCUUGUCAGACAAGACACAGGCUGCCUUGGAGGCAGCAUCCUUGGUAAAAUGGAAGAGGCAGCUGUUGAGACUGCUGAUAGCUCUCUCUGCUACUGGACAGCAAGGGGAUCCCUGAAGAGGAAUCUGGUUGCUGCAUCCUUGGGAUUACACAUUCUGUCUUUUCCUCCAUUUAGACUCUUCUUUUGUCAUUGAGGAAGCUGCUGCUGUGGGAUUCUGGUGGGCCUUCUGAGGAGAGACUAAAGGCACACGGUGAGCUGUACGUAGUAGGGCCGAAACGGUCGACCCUCGACACCGUGGCCUGUGGGAAAUGUAGCUGACCUGGCAGCGGUAGCAUCGCUGAAGCUUGGAAAGGAGAAAGUACGCGACGCCUGGCUGAGUUUUUGGGUCGGAGUCGAGUGUGCAGGCUGCUACAGGGCCGUCCUUCCCGCGUCAGGAACUCGUGAGUGGCCGGGGUGCGCCUCCCUCCGAGAUCGCCACUUCUGUGCCAGCCGACAGAGCACGGGUAGAACGCGCCUCCCAGCGGGCGCCAGAGGUCGGGCAGGACCAGAACCGGCCGCGCCAGGUUGGACGGGACUGCGUCCAGGUGCAGGCAUUUGGCUCCAGCUCCCCUUUUCUGCUAUGCCUCAGGGAUCAGUGACAUUCAGAGAUGUGGCCAUAGACUUCUCCCAGGAGGAGUGGAAAUGGCUCCAGCCUGCUCAGAGAGAUUUGUAUAGAUGUGUUAUGUUGGAGAACUAUGGCCAUCUGUUCUCACUGGGUCUUUCCAUUUUUAAGCCAGAUGUGGUUUCCUUAUUGGAACAAGGGAAAGAGCCCUGGCUGGGGGAAGGAGACAUGAGCAGAGAUCUCUUUUCAGUGUCACAGUCAAAUGGUGAGAUCAAAGACUUUUCUCCAAAAAAUAUCACUUACGAAGAUGAUUCAUCCCAGUAUUUAAUAAUGAAAAGAAUUGUAAGCCAACAUCCCACAUGUUCCACUUUGAAAAGAAACUGGCAAUUUGAGGGUGGCAAUGAGGUGCUGCAAAGGAAUCAAGGUCAUAUCAGGCAAGUGGUAUCAGGCAAGUCUCACCAAGAAGCUCUGACGCAGCACAUGCGCAUAACUGUGGUAGAGAGGCCCUACAGAUGCCAAGAAUGUGGAAAAACAUUCAAUCGGCGCUUUUCUCUUGUAUUACACCAGAGAACUCAUACUGGAGAGAAGCCCUAUGUUUGUAAGGAAUGCGGUAAAACUUUUAGCCAGAUCUCAAAUCUUGUGAAACAUCAGAUGAUACAUACUGGAAA